Molecule: messenger RNA, 712 nt
Organism: Papaver somniferum (opium poppy)
Lineage: Eukaryota; Viridiplantae; Streptophyta; Magnoliopsida; Ranunculales; Papaveraceae
Product: 1-Cys peroxiredoxin-like
Exons: 3
Coding region: 10-672 (220 amino acids)
Biological process (GO): cell redox homeostasis; cellular oxidant detoxification
Cellular component (GO): mitochondrion; cytosol
Molecular function (GO): peroxiredoxin activity
Source: RefSeq, a predicted model, not a curated record
UUGAUCAAGAUGCCUGGACUGACAAUCGGAGAUGAAAUUCCUAACUUGGAAGUUGAAACCACUCAUGGAAAGUUCAAGCUUCAUGACUUCGUUGGGAACCAGUGGACCAUCUUAUUUUCUCACCCUGGGGACUUCACACCUGUCUGCACAACAGAGUUAGGUCAAAUGGCUGCCUACUCUGGUGAAUUUGAGAAAAGAGGUGUCAAACUUUUAGGACUUUCUUGUGAUGAUAUUCAAUCCCACAAUGAAUGGGUCAAAGACAUCGAGGCUUACACGCCUGGCUGCAAGGUGAACUACCCAAUCAUAGCCGAUCCGAACAGAGAUAUCAUGAAGCAACUGAACAUGGUUGAUCCAGAUGAAAAAGAUUCUAAUGGAUUUCCAGUGCCAUCAAGGGCACUACAUAUUGUUGGAACAGACAAGAAGGUUAAGUUAAGCUUCUUGUAUCCAGCUACAACUGGUAGAAACAUGGAUGAGAUUGUUAGGGUUUUGGAUUCACUUCAGAAGGCAGUAAGCAACAAGGUGGCAACUCCAGCCAACUGGAAAGUGGGUGACCCCGUCGUGAUAUCUCCAAGUGUUACUAAUGAAGAAGCUAAGAAGAUGUUCCCUCAGGGUUUUGAAACUAAGGAUCUCCCUUCAAAGAAAGAUUAUCUUCGUUUCACUAAUGUCGAAUGAAUUGAGCAACUAUCAUUAUAGCUUGUUAUUUUGGGUUUAG